Plodia interpunctella (Indianmeal moth) is the source of this 2415-nucleotide messenger RNA. RefSeq names its product translocator protein-like. The transcript has 5 exons. Lineage: Eukaryota; Metazoa; Arthropoda; Insecta; Lepidoptera; Pyralidae. Gene Ontology annotation, cellular component: mitochondrial outer membrane. The record is from RefSeq and is a predicted model, not a curated record. Bases 263 to 772 code for a protein of 169 amino acids.
UACUAACUAGGAACUAGAGAAUGAAAGAAGCGAGAUGUGAGCGAGUUAAGGUGCAAGUAGCCGAGUAGUCGAGAGCGAGCGGCCUUGUUGUGGUGGCGCGGGGCGGCGUAAUAUUAUACGCGUCUAACUUUAACUCACCUAACAAUAACCUGUUAUUUUGUUUUUGAUAUUUUCAUUGUUAAUCAGAAGCUUUUUCUGUAAAGCAAUAACAAAUAACCUAUUCAUUUAAUCGCUUCAGUUCCAGACCACGCCGAGCCGCGUCAUGGUGAUUUGGCCCACUAUAGCAUCAAUUUUAUUGCCCAACAUCGGCGGCUGGGCCGGCGCCGUCACUAUGUUGGGCCAGGUCAGACAACCUGACGGCAAGGCCUGGUACCAGAUUAUAAAGAAGCCUAGCUGGACGCCCCCUAACUGGGUGUUCGGGCCGGCGUGGACGACAUUGUAUAGCUCUAUGGGUUACGCGUCUUAUAUGGUUUACAAGGACUGCGGGGGGAUCACAGAUGAGGCGGUUCUUCCCCUGGCCUUAUACGGUGGCCAAUUAGUGCUUAACUGGACAUGGACGCCAAUAUUCUUCAGAUUCCACAAACUUGGAUUGGCCUUCAUUCACAUCGUAGCCCUGGACGUGGCUGCAGCAGCAUGCACGGCCAGCUUCUUCUACGUCAACAAGACCACAAUCUAUUUUAUGGCACCAUACCUCGCUUGGUUGACCUUCGCGUCCUGUCUAAACUACACCAUUUGGAAGCUCAACCCCGAGUAUAACACCAAACACGAAUGAGAAUUCAGUGUUUUUAAAACGACAAAUCAACUUGGGGCAUUUUUUUUUUGUAUGCAUAUUUUGUAUUUGUAACGCGAUGACUUUCGAACCGUUGCCCUAAUUUUGACGAAAUUUAAAAGGUAUGUAGGAUCUGUCAAUAUUUUUUUUAAGUUCGUGGGACAACUAAAUCGGUAAAGUGGUUUUUGAAAUAUUCACGAUUUUGUAAAAACUCACCAAAAAGAAUACAAUCUAAUUUACGAUUCUGCACAUCUGUACUCUCAUACAUCUGUCAUCCAAGCGACACGAGACAGCACAGUAGCGUUAUGUAGCGGAAUCGAACAUAGAGUAACGUUUUAUAGAAACACUAAAACUAAAAAAAGGAUUUUUUUGUUACGUUUUGUACAAAAGUCGUAGAACAAAAGAUGUAACUUAUGCGCCUAUGGAAGGUUAUGCGUUAGAUACCAGUAACCUUGUAUACAAACAAAAAAUAUGCUAUAUAUAAGACAUUUUUUUUUGUCGUGAGCUGCAUAUAUGGCAAGCGUGGAUGCCAUUGCCUUGAAAACGUGUAUCUGGCGAUCUUUUUUAAGUAUUUCAAUAUUUAAAAAAAUAGAGCAUUUCUUCAGUUGUUUUAGUGGAUACUCAAUCCAGAACGUGUGUUCAUAAAGAUUAUUUUUAAUUUUUUAUAUCUUAAUAAUUUUGUAUUAUUUAUGGAAUUACUUUUAAUUGAAUUUAUUAAAGCAUAUAGUUUAAGAACGUUUCUCCGUUCACAAAGAGUUACUUAGUAAGUAAGUGUUGAUGUUAUAUUUUGGAAUCAAGUAUAUUAAAAAUGUCACAACCAAAUAUAACAUGGAAUUAUUUUAUGACCAAAUAAUAAAAAUGCAACGUAACAUUAUAUAGAUAAGUUAAAUAAAUGAUUUUAUUGGUUUAUAUCAUUCCAGUAUAUAUUUACUUUACUAACAAAUAUCUCAACUAUAUUUUUAAGUACGUAAACAUUCUUAAACGUGAGGAAACCUGCACACUGGUUGAUUAUUAUUAACUUGUGUGUGAAAUGGAGAAGGCAAUGGCAAACCACUCCAUUAAUAAUGCCAAGAAAGUUGUUAUGUGUGUUUCAUUCCACGUAAUAACCACGACCCUCAGCCACGAGGAAUACGACUAUGAAGAAGAAGAAACAUUCAACAUACCAUUGACUUACACCACCUUCACUCGACAUAAAAACGUUCACUGAAAAGUGAGCUUUAAAUCGUUCAAUGUAGACAUAGUUUAGAUUGACAACAUGAGUAAGCGAGACGGCAAGCAGUCAGAAAAUGUGUUGUCAAUGUAAAUUAUGUCUUUAGCGGACGCUGUAAGGUUCAUAUUUCAUAAUAUGUUCUAGUUAAAUCCAAUGUACAGUUAAAUACAAUGUACAUCGGCAAUAUUCGACGGCGCAGAAUAGCGCGUCCUACCGCCGAAUCAAACCGAAUACAAACUCAAUAAAAUAACGACCAUAUUACUAGGACACAAGUCUUAAAAUCCAAACAAGACAUGGCGCGCUCUGAUUGGCUAAAAUAUUUUCGCGCCGUACAAAAAUUAGACUUCUGCGCAGGUACAUCGGUGUAACUUAUAAAAGUGGUAGACCUAUUACGACUUUAAUAACUAUUUAAAACGUGGAAAUCAAUAAAAAAAAA